Molecule: messenger RNA, 2314 nt
Organism: Pistacia vera
Lineage: Eukaryota; Viridiplantae; Streptophyta; Magnoliopsida; Sapindales; Anacardiaceae
Exons: 2
Coding region: 251-2299 (682 amino acids)
Source: RefSeq, a predicted model, not a curated record
UCUUGCAACAUUUUUAUCUUUGUAAUUUUCUUUUUAACACUAGAGAUUUUCUAUAUCCAUAGCCCCACUUGUUCGCUCUGUUGUUUCUGAAAUUCAAUUCCUCUCUCUCUUUUCGUAUUCUUGAAAAUGGUGUGGAGAGGAAAUUUUACUCUUAAACAGUGCAAGCUCGAAAGCUCUUCUUCGUCAGCGGUUUAAGGAAAUUUUUUUUUUACGUGGGUUUUCUUGAGGAAGUUUAGUGUUUUCCGGGAAAAUGGAAAAAAAUUUGCCGGAUGGAGUAAAAUCUAAGAACUCCGGUGUUAGAAGUUUAAAUCAAAGCUCGAAGUCUUCUAUGUUGAUGGUUGGUGUGGGUUCAGCUGAAAAUAGCAAAGAAAAUGGGGUUAGGGUUUCUACAAAUGGUAACGAAGAUUUAUGUGGUGGUAAUUUGGGUGGAGUUGUUACAGUGGUUAAAACCAAGAUUGUUGAGACUGAAGUGGAAGUUAAAAAUGGAGGUGUUAGUGAGAGUGCGGAAGGAACAGCCUCUUCUAUGGAUGCUGUAAUUGAAUUGGCCGGUGAUGGUAUGGGCGGUGGUGAUGAAGAUGGCGUUUCGCUUCUUGCUGAUAUCAGUACUGAAAUGGGGAAAAUGGAUGCAAAUGAAAUUAGGGAUUUUGGUGAGAGGGAGGAAAAUAGGCAAAAUCCAGAUGAGGUGAAUGACAGCAACGAUGAGGAGGAAGAUGAUUUCAUUGACGGAGAGUAUGAGUUCUGUGUGGGUGAUUUCAUCUGGGGUAAGAUUAAGAGUCAUCCAUGGUGGCCAGGGCAAGUUUAUGAUUCUUGCUAUGCUUCAGACUAUGCCUUGAAGAUAAGAAAAAGGGAUAGGCUUCUUGUGGCAUACUUCGAUGGAACUUUUGCUUGGUGUCAUCCAUACCAGUUGAAGCCUUUUGUGGAGAAUUUUGAGGAAAUGUCAAAGCAGAGUACGUCAAAGAACUUUGUUAGUGCUGUUCAGAAAGCGGUGGCUGAGAUUGGUAGACUUAUGGAAUUGAAGAUGACUUGUUCUUGUGUACCAAAAGAGAGUUUGGUUGGACUUGAAAGACCGUUGACCAUGAAUAGUGGGAUUAAGCAAGGAGUUCUUGUGCCUGAUUGUGGAAUUUCAAAGCUUUGGACCUAUCUAUUUGGACCAUCAGAAUGCCUAACUGAAUUGAAACGCGUUGCACAAGUUGUUUCGAUGACUAAUAUGCUUGAGUUCACUGAAUUAAAGUGCUGGCUGUCGGCUUUUUAUCGUGCAAAAGGGGGGUAUCAGUUGGCUUUAUUCCAUGAAUCUCAGCCGAUUCCAGGCCUCGAAGACAACGACCAAAACGGAUUGUUGGACAUAAUUCAUGUCAAAAACAUGACAGAAAUCCCUAUCCAAGGGCCGGUGGAAGAAGAAACUAAUAUGUCCUUGCUGCAGAAGUGCCUUGAGGCUUCAGAGAAUGGGCAAUACCACAGAAGAAAACAGAAAAGCAUUGCUGAAAUUAUGGAAGGAGAUGUGGAUGAUCGAGCUAAAAAUGUUGGGGAGGAUUCAUUGAAAGAGAGAACUGGCACAGGAAAUCCGGUGACAUCAUCUGGAAGGAGGAAGAGGAAAGGCAAUGAUGAAGCUAAUGUUGGGAGUAAUUCAAGUUCUAAACCAAAGAGGAGGAAAGUGACCAAGCUUUUAGAAACUACUCAAGUUACUGGGAGUGAAAUCCACAGUGAUGAAAGGGAUGGUAUCAGGGUCAAGGAAGAAACGAAAAAGGUUCUUCUGUCAAGGGAGAAGAGGAAGAGUAAAGGUUCAAGUGCCGACAAUGAUGGUGGUGGGAGCAAAGAAGAAAGUAAUGCCAGCCCUAUGUCUAGAGAAAGGAAGAUGAUUCAAAGAGAUGAUGGUGAGUCCAAAGACCACACUGAGAAGGGCUUCUUAUCAAGGGAAAGGAAAAAGAGCAAGUACCUGUCACCUCCUUACACAGAUAUAAAUAGGAGGCAAAGCAAAAAAGACAUGAUAGCCGAAUAUUUGAAAAUUUCUAGUGAAGCUCAGGCAGCGCAGCAGUUGAGAAAGGCUUCUGACAAUGUUGUUGAGUCUGGGUCUCCUCCAAUUAUUUCGUGUAGUGAUCAGGUGGUACAGAAGAAAGACUCUAAACAUGUUGGCGUGGGGCAUGAGACAUCUGAUGUCCUAAGUCUUGAAACACUAAAACUAGAUCACAACACAAACAUUGAUGCAAAGAAAGUUAAGAAGCGCAGUCUAUUGCGAUGGAUCCAACUACCAAAUUUACAACAAAAGUCAGCCUGGUACAAAGAGAAAGACACUAGAAUGUGAACCUGGUUCUUCAGC